CCGCGAGGAGACGCUCCCGCUGCGUGGCUGGCGGAGCCCCCGCAGCCGGGGGGAUGCGCGGCCGCACCGGGCAUCGGGGACUGUCCUUCGGAGGGGCAAGGGCGGCCUCGCACCGGGGGGAGCAGAAAGGAGCAGCUGCCGGCAGGGUGCUGGGGCAAGGGUUCCCGAGCAACAGUGAGCGCAGGGGGCUCAGAGCAGGUAGGGCAAACAGCCCUCUCUCCUGCCUACUUGUGCCGGCGCUCUGGAGAGCAACUCUGGCUGCUGCUGCCGAGGGAGGAUGGGGUGACAAGGCUCGCCGGAGCCAAAACCACCUCCUGUCUCUUCUUAGAAGCAGCCAGGCAGUCUUCAGGGCUCUGCCCCAGUGCCGUGUCUCAUACCCACCGCUUCAUCCUUGGACUCAUCGGCAGUCGCACAGCGCAGAGAACCCUCAGCCUGGCCGUGCCGUAGGGACCGAAUAAGCGCCUUUUCUUUCGGAAUUUUGUUUCUCUGGUUACACCUUCUGCACACUGCCCUUUCUGACCGGUGGGAUCCGGGACAUAGGGUGGUGAGGAGGCAAGCGCAGGAUGGGGCGGAGGAUGUGUGUGAUCUAGAAGGGCACAGCAGGAAGUACUGCAGCGUCAAGCAAAAUGUAUCCUGGUUGCACAUCUGAAAUUGCUGCCGUGUCCACUUUGUAGGCUAUGGGGAAGAAUAGAAAGUAUUCAGCGUCUGUGGGGGUCACAUGUUUCAAACCAAAGAAUAAGAAAACAGUAUUGAAACCCAUUGGGUAGAGAAGCAUAAAUUAGCUCUGCCUUAUUGCUGGCCUAUAACAGCAGAUUUAUCUGGUCACAAAAAGCAGCAAGUAGGUGUCCUUUUGGAGUCUGUUGAACAUACAGAACAGCAUAGGAGUGAUUCUGCAUACAUACUGGUAUGUGAACUUCCUAUCACUUACAGGUACUUUAUUCUGAAAGACCUGGAAAAAGGGAGUAAGUAUCACACCCCACCUGUUGAACAGUUUUCCUAAGUUCAGUGAUUACAAAGAUAACACAUAAAGUUUUGCCUUACCAAGUAUGCAAGAUGGAAACCCAAAUCUUUGCUCACCAAGUCACUGAGGACAUUGUUGAGACUGUUGAGACUGAUGAAGAAUUAUUAAUGUGCUUGAGGAUUACCAUGCUGUGAAUGCGGGCAGUCUGGCAGCCAAGAUCAGGCACUGUAACCUGCAAACAUUUUAAUGCUGGAAGGAAGAGUAGGUGUUCCAUGAUGCAAGACUGCUGGAAGGGAGAAAUGGAAAAUCAUAGUAAGAAUUUGGCUGUAUAUGGAAAACUAAAAAAUGAAUGUGCCUUCUCAAGCAGAAGUCAGUGUAUCCUUUAAGAGUAUAAAACACUGGUUCUGCAGAAAAGCAAUGUCAAGCCCUGCUGCUCGCUUGCAGUUAAAUUGACACAGCACAAGAACAUUACGUAGCAAGAAAAAAAAGCCCCACCCUGCUAGAAAUGUACAGUGACAGCAUAGGUGAAGGAAGCUGUACAAAACCUUUCCAGGAUGUCUUGUCACACUUUGCCUUUGCUGAAACUCGAGUGAAACUAGAGGGUUACUUAAAAAGCUGUGGCUGACGUUUGCUCCUGUGGCUGAUAAGACAGCUGCCUACUUCCACAUUUCCCUGGAGAUGGUCAACUGGCUCUCAAUAGUGUAUCUCCUCAUCUCAAUCCCAUUUGGUCUGGUGUCAACAUGGGUUCUCGACAGCGUGGGGCUCAGAUGUGCUGUGAUCCUGAGCGCAUGGCUGAACAUGAUGGGAAGCAUCAUCCGGAUGUUCGGCAUCCUGAAGUUCCUGAGCUUGGGUUCCCAGAGUUACUGGUACCUGUUUACUGGGCAGUGCCUCUGUGCACUGGCACAGCCCCUUAUCAUCUUUUCACCAACAAAACUAGCAGCACUAUGGUUCCCAGACCACCAGAGAGCAAAAGCAAAUAUGAUUGGAUCAAUGUCCAAUCCCCUGGGUGUUCUUAUAGCAAAUGUGCUGUCACCUGCACUAGUUCCUGAAGGAAAGCACAUCCCAUUGAUGCUGGGUGUUUAUGCUGUCCCAGCAGUAACAGCCUGCGCUCUAGCUACUGUGGGAAUUCACGAGAAGGUUCCUCCAACACCUCCUUCAGCCAGUGCCACUACCUCCACCUCCCAGCCAUUCCUUGUGAGUCUUAAAAUGCUCUUGAGAAACAAGCCAUACAUCAUCCUGGCAGUGUGCUUUGGAGGAGGAAUUGGGACAUUCACCUGCUUUUCAGCUCUGCUAGAACAGAUCCUUUGUGAAAAAGGAUAUUCAAAUGAAUUUGCUGGCCUGAAUGGUGCACUGUUCACAGUGUGUGGUUUGUUGGGUGCUUUCCUGCUAAGCCUGUAUGUCGACCGGACAAGGAAGUUUAUAGAGUCCACCAAGAUUUGUUUCUGUCUGAGUGCACUUGCCAGCAUUGUGUUCGCAGUGAGUUCUCGGUUCAGACAUCAGGCCAUCACGCUGGCCAUCACCAGCUCAGUCUUUGGUUUUUUUGGUUUUGCCAUCUACCCCAUUGCCAUGGAGCUGGCUGUGGAGUGCUCAUACCCUGUAGGAGAGGGCACAUCUACAGGACUGAUUUUUGUUGCCAGCCAGAUUGAAGGUGUGAUUUUAAUGGUUCUGCUACAAGCCUUCACUGUGCGUGUUUCUGAGGAUCCAUCCUCCACCUGUGCCCUUGACCAGGAUGGAGCCCUGGACUGGACAACUCCAGUACUGGUGCUGGCUGGCCUCUGCAGUGCUAUGGCUUGUUUCUAUGUCAUCUUCUUCCACACUGACUACAAGCGGCUCCAUGCUGAGACAAAUGGUGAUUUGGUCAAGGCAGAAGAUGCAGCAACAGCAGAUGUUCCUGAAGCCUAACCGGCCAAAAAAGGGAUGCCAAGGUUCUAGUAAAGAAGAACUCAGGACUUUGGGCAGGGACUAUGACUGCAGAUGCUCAGCUGGCAUACUGGGAUAGCUGUGUCCUGUUGCAGAAUAAGCAAGAGCUAGAGCAGAGUCACUGGGGCACCUUUGCUGUGCUUCCCUCAAUAUUGUAUUUAUUUGUGAGUCUGGACUGUAAGAAAGGCUGUGCUGCCAGAAAGGUCAAAGUGGGACUGGACAACUAUGCAGGUAACAGGGAGUUUUAGCUGACUUGAUUUAAGCUAAAGAUAUGUUGCAGAAGAGAGGAUCAUCACAUUUUAGCCAUUUUUUCAUUUACUUGGAUCAGGGAUGAAGCUUUCACACAGGUAGAAGCCAUGCUUAUCACAAACCUAGUGGAAAACUUCUAAGGACUGUGGUUCUUGUACAGCAUAACAAUUCUUCCACCUUAAUGCUAGAGCUAACUGUGCCUCUCAGCUAAAGGGUGGUAGGAGCUAGAGCUACAGGAGCUAGCUUCCACUGCAGCAGGGAAGCAUAGGUAUGUGAUCUGUCAAGUCUGUUACAGUGAGCCACUUUGUCCAAUUUUAUAACAGGAAAAGCCCUGCCUGCAGUGCUGCCUGUAAAAGAAAAUAACAGUAAGCAGCAGAAGUUAAAUAUGGCAGUAUUCUUUACCGUCUGGUCCCCUGCCAGAUGCAGAGACAUUCAGGAUAAGCGUGUUUUACUUGGGCUUCUGUUGUUUCUUCACCUUUCCUGCAAUUCCAGUGGUUUAAGUUUUCCACAAGAAAACCUGCUUGUGUCAGAUUAGAUUGUACCUGCUUGUGUCAGAUUAGGGUAGUGUACCCUCCCCAGGUCAAAUUAUGCUCUCCUAUAAGGGAAAACUGAGAGAGCAGCUCACUUUUUGAGGAAUGACACAGCAGUGCCUGGUGUGAUGGAAGCUGGCAGAACUGGCAAAGGUAACCACUUAAGAGAAUGCAAGGACCUGUGCUAAAUUUCUGAAGAUGAUAAGGUCUUUCUGGGGAAGACCAAGUAGGAAACAACAUCAACAAGCACCUUCUGGUUCUCUCUGCAACUGUUUUUUGGUGUUAGAAGAGAUGGGUAGUGACACGAAAAAUCCAAUCUGAAGUUCAGUUACAGACUCAAAGAAUCAUCGAGGUAGGAAAAGACCUUGAAGAUCAUCCAGUCCAACCCUUGACCUAACACUGACAGUUCCCAACUACACCAUAUUCCUAAGACCAAUGU
Messenger RNA from Athene cunicularia (burrowing owl), 4099 nucleotides. RefSeq names its product solute carrier family 49 member 3 (gene SLC49A3). NCBI's taxonomy places the organism in Eukaryota, Metazoa, Chordata, Aves, Strigiformes, Strigidae. Gene Ontology annotation, molecular function: transmembrane transporter activity. Bases 1640 to 2863 code for a protein of 407 amino acids. The record is from RefSeq and is a predicted model, not a curated record. The transcript has 10 exons. Gene Ontology annotation, biological process: transmembrane transport. Gene Ontology annotation, cellular component: membrane.